Gracilinanus agilis (Agile Gracile Mouse Opossum) is the source of this 4637-nucleotide messenger RNA. RefSeq names its product F-box protein 10 (gene FBXO10). Gene Ontology annotation, biological process: regulation of apoptotic process; protein ubiquitination; ubiquitin-dependent protein catabolic process. Lineage: Eukaryota; Metazoa; Chordata; Mammalia; Didelphimorphia; Didelphidae. The transcript has 11 exons. Bases 75 to 2972 code for a protein of 965 amino acids. The record is from RefSeq and is a predicted model, not a curated record. Gene Ontology annotation, molecular function: protein binding.
GGCAUAUUGGAUAGAUCCUCACUGGGGAAUACACGAGGGGACAUGAACAAGAGCAGUCACACCUGAAGGUGACCAUGGAGGUGAAUGGUCUCCCACUAGAGCUAUGGCGUCUGAUCUUAGCCUACCUGCGACUUCCUGACCUUGGUCGAUGUAGCCUCGUGUGCAAAGCCUGGUAUGAACUCAUUCUCAGCCUGGACAGCACCAGGUGGCGCCAGUUGUGCCUGAGAUGUAUUGAGUGCCGACAUCCCAACUGGCCCAAUCAGCCUGAUGUGGAACCUAGGUCUUGGAGAGAAGCAUUCAAACAACACUACUUGGCUGCCAAGACAUGGACCAAAAAUGCCCAGGAACUAGAGUCUUCUAACUGUUUUUACCUCUUCCGAAGAAGAAAGGACCGGCGGGUUCUCUAUGUUGGACCUGGUUGUGAAUUUGACAACCUUGGCAGUGCCUUGACCUCAGCUAACAUCUAUGAUAAGAUUGUGCUAUUCCCAGGCAUCUAUGAGGAACAGGGUGAAAUUAUCCUGAAUGUUCCUGUGGAGAUCAUGGGCCAAGGAAAGCUUGGGGAUGUGGCUCUGCUGGUCUGUGUGGAUCAGCACUGUGCCACAACACGGCUAUGCAAUCUUGUCUUCAUGCCAGUAUGGUUCAGCCCUGUUAUGUACAAGGUAUCUUCAGGUCAUGUCCAAUUUGACAACUGCAACUUUGAGAAUGGGCAAUUGCAAAUUCAUGCUCCAGGAACCUGCCAAGUUAAAUUUUGUACCUUUAAUCAAGCCAGCAUCAGUCUUCAUAGUGUAGCCCUUUGUGUCCUUGAAAACUGUGAAUUUGUUGGGAGUGAAAUUGCCUCUGUAACUGUUGAAGGGCAUCCAUCCUCUGAUAGGAACUGGGCCUAUAAGCAUCUAAUGGGACUAGUCAGGUCCUCUUCUGCUUUAUUAGCUACCCAAGAUUCAGAACCUUUUAACCCAUCAAACCAUGAAAACUUAGGGCACAUGCCCAUAAGAAACUUAAGGACUUGUGAGGUUGUUAUAGGUGAAAACCAGAGCAACUUCAUUCCAACUUCAAAAUCACCACGAGCAUGUGAAAAAGACUUUAAGAAGGAGAAUGAAAUUAACAGGGACCUCUGCUCUGCCAGGGAUGGGAAGAGGACUGCCCAUGAUGCUGACUCCAUUGAUAGCGACCAUAGCUCUAGCAGUGAAAAUGAACCUGAAGACCAGUUCUUGUACAAAUUCUCCCACCAGCUACCCAGUCUGAACCACACGUUGGCCAAGUCUCUCCUCUGCAGACCACAAACCACUGGAUUGACCAACCUCCAGAAAGGCCUGGAAUUGAAAACUCUGCAGCAGGAGCUUCAGAGAGACAGUGAGGCCCAGUCCCUUGCCUGUUCCUUACAGGGCUGCCUCAUUAGGAAGUGUCUUUUCAGAGAUGGGAAAGGGGGGGUCUUUGUCUGCUCUCAGGGCCAUGCCAAGAUGGAAGGGAACAUCUUCAGGGACCUGGUGUAUGCUGUCCGGUGUGUGCAGAAUAGCAAGAUCAUCAUGCUAAAGAAUGACAUUUACCAUUGUAAAGCAUCAGGAAUAUUUUUGCGCCUGGAAGCAGGAGGCUUGAUUGCUGACAAUAACAUUUAUUCCAACUCGGAGGCUGGUGUGGAUAUCCGAAAGGGAGCCAACCCAUUCAUACUGUGUAAUAAGAUACACAGUGGCCUUCGUUCAGGCAUUGUCGUCCUUGGCAACGGAAAAGGCAUCAUCCGUAGCAAUCAAAUAUAUGGAAAUAAAGAAGCUGGCAUUUAUAUUUUGUAUAAUGGAAAUCCCAUUGUGAGUGGAAACCACAUUUUCCAAGGUCUUGCUGCUGGCAUAGCAGUGAAUGAGAAUGGAAGAGGACAGAUAACAGAAAAUGUGAUUCGUGAAAAUCACUGGGGUGGUGCAGAUAUUCGCCGAGGAGGUGACCCAGUUCUUAGAAGUAACCUCAUCUGCUUUGGCUAUUCAGAUGGUGUGGUUGUAGGAGAACAAGGAAAAGGACUAAUUGAAGGAAAUACUAUAUAUGGUAACAAAGGCUGUGGCAUGUGGAUCAUGUCCUCAAGUCUCCCACACAUCACAAGCAACCAGAUUGCCCAUAACAGCAUCUAUGGGGUUGCUGUGUUUUGUCAGAAGGAUGAUGCUAAUGAUUACCUCAUUAACCAAGGAAACAAUGAAAAUUUCAUUGAUGAAGGUGAAGCUUUCAACUGGGAAAAUGAACUGGAGAGUGAAGAUGAUCACUUCUCCUCCAGGCGGCCAGUCAGCGUGGCUCUUAUUGAAUCUAACAGUAUUAACCACAAUGGAGCCGCCGGGCUCUAUGUCAAGAGCAAUGAAGCCCUGAACAUCAUUGCCAACGUCAUCCAUGCCAACCAGGAGAGUGGGCUGGUCGUGCUGCAGAGCACCCAGCUCACCCGCGUCGCCAACAACAGCAUCUCCUGCAACCAUCUCAGCGGGGUCCUCGUGGAGGCCGAGUGCAGGGUGGAGCUCCGUGGAAACGGCAUCUAUGACAAUGGCGGCCCCGGAGUGUCCUCCAAAGGGGAUGGGGCCAUCCUAGAAAAUGACAUCAUCGGCAACCGAGGCUGUGGGCUGCAGUUACUCCAAGCGGCCAACAUGAAGAUCACCAAAAACAGAAUCCAUUCCUUCCGGGAUUAUGGAAUCAUAAUGCUUGAUCAAGUCAAAGGCUUGGUGCAGGAAAAUAUGAUCUUUCAAGGGAAGACCAAAAAGACCAUUUUGCAACAGGUCUCCAAUCUCGAAGACUGUUUAGUUCAAAACAACAAGCUUUUGGCUUUCAAGAAGUCUGACAUCCCUUGGAAGUUAGAGAAUCCCCCUGCGAGGCCUCAGAUUGAAGACACAGCAAGAAGCAUCUCUACAGCCCACAACAGCCAGAAGGUGGCAACCGUCACGACCAGAAUUAGUACCCGAGUGGAAGGCAGGUGCCCCAGCAGCCGCAGCAUCUUCUGCACCCUUCUGUGACUGUCAGGAGGUCACUCAGGCCUCUCUGAGAACUCACUCUCCCCAGGAACAGAGGGAGGGAAGGGCAGUAAUGUAGGGGUUCACUGAAGUUUGGGGGAGGCUUAUUUUGAAUCCUCUGUCUGGCUCCAGGGGGAGAUGAGUGCCCAGCAAGUCCAAGACUGUGAGGUUUUCUGGGAAUUGAGAAGAGUCCCUGAAGGAACUCCAAGUCAUAGUUUUUUUCUUCUCAGAAGCUGGGUUUAGCCAAGGAAAUAGAUUUAACGAGUCUUUGAGGAAGAGAAGGAAGUUGGUGGGUUUCCUGUUACUGAGGCUCUUUAGGCAAAUCUGAAAAUGCAAGGGCAAAACCAGCCAGAAAUUAGGGCUUAAUGAAAAGGGGAAAAGAUAAUUUCUUUGAAGAAGCACUACUUCAUGUCAAAAGACUUAAGCUGUCAUCCACCAGCUGUGUGACUCUGGCCCAGGCUCUGAACCACUGUCCUUCCUCUGGAAAUUGAGAAGGUUUGGACAAGAUGAUCUCUGAUGACCCCUCAAGCCUAUUAUCAUGCAGAGGAUCUUAUUGAAGGAAGGUCUGGGCCAGGAAGUCUCCAAAGACACCUCCAAAUUUCUGUUUGCCGGGAAGCUGUGUACACAUCAGCGGCUUCCCUGGUGUUUCCUGAUGCCAGAGGGGACAUGCCACCUUUGGGAUUUGGGCCCAGGCCUGGCCCUUGAUGAGAUUCAGUUUCUUCUCCCCAGAGCUUGGUCUCCUAGCACCAGCCAAUUCUCAGGAAGAUCACUAUCCCCCAUGUACACGGCCUGACUGCCAGGCCUCGGGGACAAAGAGAGCCUGUGCCACAGCCCCUACUUCUGAGACUUCAUAGGGAGCAACCAAGCGUGCUCCGUGGACCAAUGCAGAAAAGCCUGAGUCCCAGCUGUGAUGACUGACACAAAAUCAGCUCUCGUUCUCUGGGCCUCUCACCCAAGCCUAGUCCAGUGCCUCACCCAGUGAGCAGCUCUGAUGGGUCUGACCAAGCACUCUAGGCCCCAUCUGCUAUUUGAGGACAGGCCCUAGCUAUGGGUGCACACGCUUUAUGACCAGAAGAUUGACCACUAGCCAAUUAAAUUUUUGGCCAUGGUGACUUUUAUCACCCACACACCCAGAGCCAGGAUCCAUUCUUACAAACUCAAUAAAAAUGCAGCUUAGACAAUCAGACCCAAGGAGAUUAGGAAAUUGCACUCCGCUCCUUCCAUCCCAGAGGACUGUGCUAAAAUGUGUUGUGUCUGGGGGUUAUAGCCCUAUAAAACUGAAGCCCCAGCCUCUGAGGAGUGGGCAAAUAUGGCCACCCCUAGACAGAUGAGAGACCCUGGGGCUCUGAGCUGGCACACACCCUGUACCUUCCCAUCCAGCGAGGCCGUGUGGCUUCUGAGGUUAGCAAGGAGGCACAUUUUGGAGGGAACUGUAUUGUUUAUACUGUGGCUCCAAUGCUGCCAGCUCCCCUCAGGGGAGAAGGGGAGGCAUAAAGGGGGAUGCCUGGAGAAGAGGAUGAAGUGAGAGAUGUGGAACCAAGCACAGGUCUGCCCCAGGUUGAGAGGUCACAACAGCACUAGUCUCUCAUGUGCCCUUGGUAUGUUUUCAUUUCUUUGGUAGACAUGCUCCACAUGGGACUGACAAGGCCCCCUUUUAAGAUGUACAAU